Molecule: messenger RNA, 955 nt
Organism: Quercus lobata
Lineage: Eukaryota; Viridiplantae; Streptophyta; Magnoliopsida; Fagales; Fagaceae
Gene: CBSX3
Product: Cystathionine beta-synthase (CBS) family protein
Exons: 6
Coding region: 116-733 (205 amino acids)
Source: RefSeq, a predicted model, not a curated record
ACUCUUACAGCUUACAAUUUAUAGAUAGAUAGUGUACUCUCUCUCACUGUAUGUGUGUGAGUGUUUCUGGUGGAGUCGCAAAAAAAAAAGAAUCGCAUUCUCUCUCUGGUAAAAAAUGCAAGGAGCUCUUCGAUCAUUUUUGUCAAAUGGAAACAUUGUAAAAAAUGCAGUGUUACAACACAUCCGUCCAAUGACUCCCUUGAUGCAACCUGUUAUGUUUUCACGCUUUGAGUCAGUUACAGCUUCUCGCAUGGAAGAGCAAGGUUUUGAAAGCACUACAAUUUCAGAUGUCUUGAAAGCAAAAGGUAAAAGUGCUGAUGGCUCCUGGCUUUGGUGCACUACAGAGGACAGUGUUUAUGAAGCUGUUAAGUCGAUGACCCAUCACAAUGUUGGGGCCUUGGUGGUUGUGAAACCUGGAGCGAAAGAAGCACUUGCUGGCAUUAUUACGGAGAGAGAUUAUCUGAGGAAGAUCAUAGUACAGGGAAGAUCAUCCAAGUCAACCAAGGUUGGGGAUAUCAUGACUGAGGAGAACGAGCUUAUCACAGUCACACUUGACACCAAAGUUUUGCGGGCAAUGCAACUGAUGACAGAUAACCGUAUCAGGCAUAUUCCAGUUGUAGAUGGAAAGGGAAUGAUAGGUAUGGUGUCCAUUGGAGAUGUGGUCCGUGCUGUGGUUAGUGAGCACCGGGAGGAGCUAGAACGCUUGAAUGCUUAUAUACAAGGAGGUUACUAGAUGAUGACGACAAUGGUGAUUAGAUGCUCUCGAAAACUUCAUCAAAAGAUUACCUGCUCUUUGAACACUAAUAAGCUUGAGUACUUGUAAAUAUGGUGUGCUGUUUGCAAUUUCUGUUUUAUGGUUAUUUCAGUUUCGGACGUGGAUGUAAAAAUGAUGCAAAAAACCAGCAUAAUGUCUACAACCUAAUAAUAAGCACUGCAAUGUUGGAUGAAAUUUCUU